Molecule: messenger RNA, 1460 nt
Organism: Salpingoeca rosetta
Lineage: Eukaryota; Choanoflagellata; Craspedida; Salpingoecidae
Exons: 6
Coding region: 1-1149 (382 amino acids)
Molecular function (GO): nucleic acid binding
Source: RefSeq, a predicted model, not a curated record
AUGGUGGUGCACGACCGUGAGUUCUACGAGACCCAAGUGGAUGCAGAAGAGCAGCUCACCAUCGCUUUGCUCAAUGUGGCCCUUGCCGAUGAGGGUAGCGAGCAGCCCAACAACCAGCAGCUGCAGCAAGCACAGCAGCGAGGGGUGCAAGCGGCCGACGCAUCCGUGAACGGUGGUGCUCGCCAGCCUCACAGCCGGUCCCGGUAUCGCCACCGUGCACGUGGAGAUGGUGGCAGCAGCGAUACAGCACCGCGUGUUGGCUCGCGGUUUGGUCGUUUCCGUGUCCCAUCCCCUGCAUCCGCCCGCCAUACCCCUGGCCGUCGUCGUGGCCAGCGCGACCGCAACGACCGCAACCUUCAUCGGAUUGCACGCCGACUGGCAGCACAGCAGAGCCGUGCACAGCAGCGUGGUCGGGGUGGUGGUGACGUUGGCAACGAUGACGGGGACGAGUUUGGUGAGGAGGUCGAUCCAUAUGCGUUUAUGACGGGACCAAGGCCCGAGCACAAGCCAACCGCCUUCACGCAGCUGCUCGGCUCAUCGGAAGACCUCAAGCAAUGGGACGCAUUCAAUUCACUGCCGAGCCAGACACAGAGCAAAGUGCUCACGAACCCACGCAGCCGGCGUCGCACCAACAAGUCGUGUGUGCCGGCCGUGCACCGCCACAACGAGCAGCGAUAUCUGAAAGUCGACCGACGCAUCCGCCUCGCCAUCAAGAACAACAGGCAGCCAUCAGCUGCUGUUGCUGAGCUGGAGGAGUUUGUGCUUGCGGUGGUGCGGCAGCCCGCGUGCGUGCCGCUGCCACAACACGUGUCCCUGUAUGCCGAGCGUGGUGGCGACACAGCCUUCAUCUUGGGUGCUGAUGCGUACCAACGCAUGAUUCUGCAUGGCGUGUGCCAGUUCCAUGGCCUUACAUCGCGCACAACACCGCGGGGCCGCCAGCGAGGCGUGCGUGUGUCCAUACCACAACUACAUCAGCAGAAGCAAGUGUCAUCGUUGUCGCUCACAGCGUACGUUCGAUACCUACAUGGUGAAGAAGACAGUAACAGCCACUCACCUCCUGCCGCCACCACGAUGAAGACAACCGACACGAUGGACUCGCACCAGCCCGUGCACGCGCUGCGGGAACACAUGCAACAGCUCACAGUGUGACACGGCAUUGGUGGUGUGUAACACGGUCGUGUGUCGAGUGGCAUCACAUACAUGUGUGUGUGUGUGUGUGUGCGGUGUCACUUGUCUUCCACGCUGUUGCCACGACACACACGCUAAUCAAUCAAACAGCCAGCCUUGCGUGUCCCGUGCCAUUCAAUUCCACACGUGUGUAGUGCCCAUGUGUUGAUGUUGUUGUUGUUGUUGUGCAGCCUAGUAGAGCAGUGAUUGAGGUGUGCCGUCUGCUCGUCUCAUGUCAUUAGUGUCGGUUCAUUUGGAUACAAACACCAAAGGUGGAAGAUUGGAAGAAGAAA